Molecule: messenger RNA, 367 nt
Organism: Amphimedon queenslandica
Lineage: Eukaryota; Metazoa; Porifera; Demospongiae; Haplosclerida; Niphatidae
Product: espin-like
Exons: 2
Molecular function (GO): protein binding
Source: RefSeq, a predicted model, not a curated record
AUGUCGUUAGAGGACAAGUGUGGGACUGCGUUUAGGAAUAAAGAUCAUGAAGAAGCUGUUCGCUUACUACCAUUAGUGAAGGAAGUUAAGGAACCGAAUGAAAUUAAAAUAGCAGGGGAUGGAGGUAAUCAAGUAGACGUGAUGAGAUAUCUCAUCGAUGAGUGUCACUGUGAUCCAAUGGCUGUUAGUGGGACUGGGGGGACACCUCUUCACGUAGCUACUAGUUGUGGCAGUUCUGCAGCUGUUGGAUAUUUACUAUCAACUGGUAAAUGUGAUCCAUUGGCUAAAGAUAAUGAGGGGAGAACACCAUUUAAACUAGCUAAGGAGAGAGGUCACACUGAUACUCUUUCUGUCUUGAAGAAGUUUG